AGGGGGCCGGUCACCAUGGCAACGACCCCCGGGCCGGUCACCAUGGCAACAACACCAGCAGGGGCCAACAAGGGCUGGACGAGCUGGACACGCUGGCUACUGUUGGUACCGGGACCUUCGGCCGGGUGUUCCUGGUCAAGGACAAGAAGAGCAAGGCGUUCUUCGCGCUGAAGCAGAUGAAGAUCUCAGACGUGAUCCGGCUGAAGCAGGAGCAGCACGUCCACAACGAGAAGGAGGUUCUGACGGAGGUCGUGCACCCGUUCCUCAUCCGGCUGUUCUGGACGCACCACGACGAGCGUUUCCUCUACAUGCUGAUGGACUACGUCCCCGGCGGUGAGCUCUUCAGCUACUUACGCAGCCGCGGCAGGUUCAGCAACGCCACCGGCCUCUUCUACACCUCCGAGAUCGUGUGUGCCAUCGAGUACCUGCACUCCAGAGAGAUCGUGUACCGGGACCUGAAGCCGGAGAACAUCCUGCUGGACAGCGAGGGACACAUCCGCCUCACCGACUUCGGCUUCGCCAAGAAACUCUCCGACAGGACCUGGACUCUGUGCGGGACCCCGGAGUACCUGGCCCCGGAGGUGAUCCAGAGCAAGGGCCACGGCCGGGCGGUGGACUGGUGGGCCCUGGGGGUCCUGGUGUUUGAGAUGCUGGCCGGGUAUCCGCCUUUCUUCGACGACAAUCCGUUUGGCAUCUACCAGAAAAUCCUGUCUGGAAAACUGGAGUUCCCUCGUCACCUGGACUUCUACGUAAAAGAUCUCAUCAAGAAGUUCCUGGUGAUCGACCGAGCCCGGAGGCUCGGGAACAUGAAGAACGGAGCUGACGAUGUGAAGAAACACCGGUGGUUCAAGACCGUGGACUGGGAGAACGUUCCCCUCAGGAAGAUGAAGCCUCCCAUCGUCCCCAAAGUUUCCCACGAAGGCGACACGUCCAACUUCGACGUUUACCCGGAGGACGACUGGAAGAAGGACCCGCCCGUCCCCCCGAAGGACCUGGAGUUUUUCAAGAACUUCUGAGUCCCAGGGACAUUUCUGUCCUGAUUGGCUGCUGGGACUUUCCCCCGGGACGGGGACGUAACGGGAUACUGGUACUUUUGGGAGGAAACCACUCAUUUAUCACCCGGACGAUGGACGAUGUCCGGGGACGAGGACGGACUCGUACGAAACACUAACAUCCGCUUCUCUGUCGGUCUUCUGUUCCUGAAACUACGGUGGCCGAGACCCGCCAUCGCUGAAAAUAAAAGAAACGCUG
Messenger RNA from Cololabis saira (Pacific saury), 1251 nucleotides. RefSeq names its product protein kinase X-linked (gene prkx). Gene Ontology annotation, molecular function: protein serine/threonine kinase activity; ATP binding. The transcript is spliced from 8 exons. Lineage: Eukaryota; Metazoa; Chordata; Actinopteri; Beloniformes; Belonidae. The record is from RefSeq and is a predicted model, not a curated record. Gene Ontology annotation, biological process: protein phosphorylation. The coding region runs from base 177 to 1016 and encodes 279 amino acids.